UGGAAGAAUUAAAGCAAUCCUAGUGCACAAUCUGAAUUAGAAAAUUAAUCCAUGGACAAACAGAGAAAAACGUAAUAUGCUGUGAAAUAAUGGCGACCUGGAGCCGAUCGAAUGACCACAGUUGGGCUGUUUUUCUUUUACACUUUCUACUGAUUUUCACGAAGCAAGCUGCGGCUGAACUGAGGUACUCCGUUCCGGAGGAGGUGAAAGAGGGAACCGUCAUUGGAAAUAUUGCCAAGGAUCUUGGUCUGGAGAAAGUACAUUUAACCGAUCGACGCCUGCGUAUUGUUUCGGGAUCUGAAAAUGCUUUUUUCAAUGUUAAUACGAAUACUGGCGCCUUGCAGGUUCGUAGAAAAAUUGACAGAGAAGAGCUAUGUCACGGUGAUGGUGCAUGCUUAAUGGAGCUAAAGAUCAUUGUUGAAAACCCGCUAGAAAUGCACCACGUUGUUGUGGAAGUUGCAGAUGUAAACGAUCACUCCCCGAAUUUUCUAGAUAAACAGCAACAUUUUGAAAUAGCAGAACAUACGGCUGUCGAAUCACGAUUUCAGCUGCUAGCGGCAACUGACCUCGAUAUAGGCGUGAAUUCAAUCCGCGCCUACACGUUAUCAUCAAAUGAUUAUUUUGAUAUAGACGUAAGUCAAAGUGACGAAGACAAAAUACCAUUUUUAGUUCUAAAGAAGCCACUGGACAGAGAAAAAAGAAAGAAACUUAUACUGUUAGUAACAGCAAUUGAUGGAGGAAAACCUCCGAUAUCAGCAACACUUAAUGUUUCAGUCACUGUGCUUGAUAUUAACGAUAAUCGUCCAUCCUUUAGCCAGGACGUUUACCAAGUAGAGAUAAAUGAAAAUGUAUCAGUUGGCACUGUUGUUGCACAAGUUUCUGCAACAGAUCCAGACGAGGGAAAUAACGGAGAAAUUAAAUACGGUAUUGCAAAGGCUUUACAACCAAAAAUACAUGAAACAUUUGAAAUUAACUCAUUAACAGGGGAAAUUAAAUUAAAAGCACUUCUUGAUUUUGAGGAAUUUGAAAUUUACAAAAUUGAUAUUGAAGCAUCAGACAAGGGAACGCCUCCGUUAACAGGGAGGUGUAGAGUGGUUGUAAAGAUAAAAGAUGUAAACGAUAACUCACCAAAGAUAGAUGUUACAUCUCUUUCAAAUACAAUAUCAGAAGAUUCAAAACCUGGAACAGCAAUUUCUCUUAUCAGUGUAACAGAUAAAGACUCUGGUCUUAAUGGAAAGAUUAUUUCACGCAUACUUAAUGAUGUACCUUUUGAAUUGAAGCCAUCCUACAAGGAAAACAUGUAUUCACUUGUAACAAAAGAACAUUUAGAUAGAGAGAAGGUUUCUCUUUACGAAAUAUUAAUACAAGCCACUGAUUGCGGUAAUCCAACAUUAUCUACGGUGAAAACCAUCAGUAUUCAGGUUUCCGAUGUGAAUGACAACAGUCCUCGUUUCGAAAAAAGUCCAUUGCAGUUUUAUUUAUCAGAAAAUAAUGUUGCUGGGGCAACCGUAUUUUCUGUAAGCGCAACAGACAUUGAUGUGAACGAAAAUGCAGCCAUUUCCUAUUAUAUUGUGAGAGAAGGAAGUAAACACGAUGUGACGGCAUUUAUAAAUAUUAACUCAGAAAAUGGACAAAUAGCAGCGCUAAAGAGUUUCGACUUUGAAACGCUAAAAACUUUCCAGUUCCAAGUUGUCGCCACUGAUUCUGGGACUCCGUCACUCAGCAGCAACGUCACAGUGAACGUGUUCAUUCUGGAUCAGAACGACAACGCUCCAGUCAUCCUGUAUCCACUCAGCUCCAAUGGUUCUGCUGAAGGUGUGGAGGAGAUUCCACGCAACGUGAACGCAGGACACUUGGUGACUAAAGUCAGAGCCUAUGACGCUGAUAUAGGAUAUAAUGGCUGGUUGCUGUUUUCACUGCAGGAAGUUACUGACCACAGUCUGUUUGGUUUGGACCGAUACACUGGACAGAUCAGAACACUUCGCUCAUUCACAGAGACAGACGAGGCUGAACAUAAACUGGUCAUACUGGUCAAAGAUAAUGGCAACGUUUCACUAUCAGCAACAGCUACUGUGAUUGUGAAACUGGUGGAGCCAAAAGAGGCUUUUGCAGCUUCUGAUGUUAAAAGUGCAGCAAGUGACGAUGAGGGAAAUGAUGUGACUUUUUAUCUGAUGAUCACUUUGGGCGCAGUUUCAGUUUUAUUUAUUAUCAGUAUCAUUGUUCUGAUUGCGAUGCAGUGCUCCAAAUCCACAGACUAUACUUCUAAAUAUGUCCAAGAGACUAAUUAUGAUGGGACACUGUGUCACAGCAUCCAGUACAGAUCUGGAGACAAACGCUACAUGUUAGUUGGACCCAGAAUGAGUAUUGGAUCUACUAUAGUACCUGGAAGUCAUGCAAAUACACUUGUGCUACCUGACAGGAGAAGAACAUCUGAAGAGGUAGGAACAUCUCUAUUAAUGCAUAACAAUGAUCUGUUUUGA
Poeciliopsis prolifica (blackstripe livebearer) is the source of this 2480-nucleotide messenger RNA. RefSeq names its product protocadherin alpha-8-like. The transcript has 2 exons. The record is from RefSeq and is a predicted model, not a curated record. Gene Ontology annotation, biological process: homophilic cell-cell adhesion. Gene Ontology annotation, molecular function: calcium ion binding. The coding region runs from base 90 to 2480 and encodes 796 amino acids. Gene Ontology annotation, cellular component: plasma membrane. NCBI's taxonomy places the organism in Eukaryota, Metazoa, Chordata, Actinopteri, Cyprinodontiformes, Poeciliidae.